Messenger RNA from Rhodotorula toruloides NP11, 1089 nucleotides. RefSeq names its product ubiquitin family protein. The transcript is spliced from 3 exons. The coding region runs from base 1 to 1089 and encodes 362 amino acids. Gene Ontology annotation, biological process: modification-dependent protein catabolic process; protein ubiquitination. Gene Ontology annotation, cellular component: cytoplasm; nucleus. The record is from RefSeq and is a predicted model, not a curated record. Lineage: Eukaryota; Fungi; Basidiomycota; Microbotryomycetes; Sporidiobolales; Sporidiobolaceae. Gene Ontology annotation, molecular function: ubiquitin protein ligase binding; protein tag activity.
AUGAGCAAGAUGCACAACACCGACUCUGAGACGGCCUCUGUCGCCUGCUCCGAGCGCUCCGGCACCUCCCGCACCGACACCCUCCUCUCCCGCACGACCUCGGAGGCAACGCUCGUCCUCGUCCGCUACGAAGGCAAGGACACGCUUGUCAACCUUCCCGACAGGACGUACAAUACGUUCGUCGAUCAGAUCGUUCGCCAUCUCCAGGGUGCGCAGGGGUACCGGACGCUGUUUGUCGAGAGGUCGUGUACGGGAGGGAGGUGGGUUACGGUGACUGAGGGAGCGUGGGAGAGGCAGUUUGAGGUUUGGGAGGACGACCUCCCGCUCUUCCGUAUCACGAUGGUUUGCCCCGCACCGGUCGCCGACAAGCACAGGACCAUCUCAAUUGCCGUCAAGACGCUCACGGGCAAGACGAUCUACGUCUCCAUUGAGUCGUGCGCUACGGUUUGGGCUUUGAAGGCUGUUUUGGAGGGGAGCGAAGGGAUGCCGCCCGGCCAGCAGCGCUUGAUCUUCGCUGGGAGACAGUUGGAGGAACGCGAGACGCUCGGCAGGUACGGGAUCACCGACGGAGCUGUCCUGCACCUGGUUCUGAGGUUGCGCGGCGACAAACCCGUCAUCUACCUCUUCCCGCCGACUCCGCUCGAUUCGGCGUCUGUCUCGCUCACCCUCGCGCCCGAGUGGCACUUCUCCGCCUUCUACCCCGUCGUCGAUCCGGUCAAGGGCGUGCAAGGCGAGACGAGCGCGAGCUGGACGACACUCGCCGCCCUUUCGCUCCACACCGCCGCGAGGAACUUCAUCGCGUACUGGCUCUCGCACUUCACCCGCAUCCGCAACGCUGGCCAGCACAUCGGCUUCCUCUUCCUCGUGCAGAGCGACUACGAGCGUGCCGCCCGCCUCGACGUCAACCCGAUGCCGGACGUCGUCACGCGUGUCUUCUUGCUCUUCAAGGGCGUCGAUGCGGAUCAGACGAGCGAGUGGAAGAAGCCGGACGAGGUCGACUGGGUCAAGAAGGUCGGCGUCCAGGUCGACAAGGUCACGGACGAUUCGCUCUUCCGCGUGCUCGAGUGGGGCGGGAUGGAGGUCGUCUAG